AUGAAUUCACAGCUUCUAGGCGCGCAGAAAAUGCCGCGUCCACAGCAAAAAGAAUUGUUAAUAGCUGCUGCCCUUUUAUUGUAUUUGGGAGCUGUAUGUUCUCAAUCAUUUGAAGUAACAACGCCAAAAGUGGAGACGUGGACAGGCCGUUGGUUGCCCGAAAGACCCCCCGUAGAAGUCGCCACAGAAUCAACUGAUGAAGAUGACUCCCACGGUGUUAAGAUGGGAGUUGCUUCUCCAGUGUGUGAUGAUGCUCGUAGCAAUCUGACUUUAGAUUGGGAUUUUUCACCAGUUAACUAUACAUGUUUUAGUAGGUUCAGAAUUAGGCCUGAUGAAAGUGUUCAACCUAUUUUGGAGCGUGAAAAUAUCCCUCGAUUUUACAUUGCACAGCAUAAAUGCAUGGACCAACCCAUCAGUUAUGACACUUUGUUGCCUACAUUUGGUACCCAUCGCCCCCUUUGGCCUCGUUAUGGAGAAUAUAAAUUUGUUCCAAGGCAAAGAUGGUUGCACAAUUUGGAGCACGGAGGAAUUGUUGCAUUGUAUCAUCCAUGUGCAAAUCCUGUGGAAGUUAAUCGUUUACGACAAUUGGUCUCGAAGUGCUUGUGGAGGCAUGUUAUAUCUCCGUCAAAUUUUCUUGAUCCAGAAAGACCCUUAGCAUUACUAGCAUGGGGUUGGCGACUGACAAUGCCUACAGCUCAAAGUGACGUUAUUCAAGAGUUCAUUCAACAGCAUGCACUGAAGGGUCCUGAAGCAAUUUCACGCGAUGGACAGUAUGAUCUUGGUCUCUUGAAUCCAGCUCAGUAUGUUUCCAACCCGGAGGAUGAUAUGCUUUGUCCAUGAAUUACUUUGCUUGAGUAAAUCUUGCCUGAAGAAAACUGUGCUACAUAAGUAUAUCAUCCUAGUGCUGCCCUUAUUACUAGUCAACUGAUACCAAGGGGUGCAAAUAUUGCUAAUAUAUAUGUUCCUCUUCAGGUUCUAGCGUGGGAAGCGUUGGUGCCCCACUUCCAGGGGCCUCGUCCUGACUGCUGUCUCCUCCUGUCCCACCUGCCUCUUCGGGAGUUGUGUCCUCCGGUUCACUGCUUGCAGGAGGGUCUGGAGGUGGUGGUACAGGCUCAGGCCGUGGCUCAGGCUGCAACACAAAGAGAAGCACAUGAGAUCGCAUAUCUUAAACCAGUUCAAUGGGAUGCCAAACAUUACUUUUUCAGUAGAAGCAGAUUUGAUUAGUUAGAUACAAACUAUAGAUUAUAAUUGCCAUUUCUAUGACAGUUCAUGUUGAAAAUAAUUUUGUGAAUGGAUAUGAAAAGAAAACCUUUUUAGAAAAAAAUAUGUCCAGUCACAUUUGCUUUAAAAUGAAUUUAUCAAUAACAAAUGAUUUACUUAUUUAUACAACAGGCUCAUUUGCCAAAAAGAAAUUAUAGAUAACACAUAGUUGAUAUAAAAAGCAAUAUGGAAAUUGAUAACAAGAACAAAACAAACUAAAUGCAAUUAAUAAAGUUACAUAACUAGUGAUAAUUAAAAUUAUUUAUCUAAAAUCUAAUAUUCUUUGUUUCAAAUAUCUCACAAAACUCGCCUCACUCAUACCUAUUUCUUCAUUACUCAAAAAUGCAUUACAAUAUCUUGUUAAAUUGAUGUAAUGAUGAACAGUAGUAUUAACUAUUGAAUCAAGUUGUUUAAGGUGUGAUGUUUGUCUUUUUAUCAAAUGAAAUAGUUUUAAAGACUCCAUUAACUAUAUAAUUAAAAUUAUCAUAAAAUAGCAUUUUUGCACCCAUC
Molecule: messenger RNA, 1770 nt
Organism: Gryllus bimaculatus (two-spotted cricket)
Lineage: Eukaryota; Metazoa; Arthropoda; Insecta; Orthoptera; Gryllidae
Source: the annotation of a GenBank genome assembly